Molecule: messenger RNA, 1967 nt
Organism: Penaeus monodon (black tiger shrimp)
Lineage: Eukaryota; Metazoa; Arthropoda; Malacostraca; Decapoda; Penaeidae
Gene: Tbc1d15-17
Product: TBC1 domain family member 17-like
Biological process (GO): activation of GTPase activity
Molecular function (GO): GTPase activator activity
Source: RefSeq, a predicted model, not a curated record
GCUUUCCACUCUGGAUCAGUGGCCUUCUUUGUGGAGGUUCUCCACAGAUAUGUUGCUGUAAAAAACUCAGAAAAGGACCGCAACCUAUACUUGGUGAGCGACAAGCGGCAAGCAGCCCUAGAUGAUGAGCUGUCAGCAAUGAACCUUGUGCCAGAUCGACGGGGUCCUGGAGGUGGCUGGGCAGGUGGAGGGGGUGGCCAUGCCCACUGGAGCAAUACACAACAACGGGUCUGGGGUUUCUUCAACAACCUGAAGCGAGACCCAUACACCACCACCAUUAGCACCCUCUCCAAAUUUUAUGAUGCUGUUUUGUAUAAUGAUGUUGAAGGAAGUGUCAGAGAAAGUGACUGUGAAGAUGAUGUUGCUGAACUGUUUCAUAGUUUAAAUGGCUUUGAGGAUCUGGAGCCAGGGUAUGAGCUCUUGACAAAGAAGGGCACUCUGUCAGAGCGCCCCAGUGUCGACCGUCUGGCCCCGAUAACACAUGAUGAUUUCCAGCAGUUUGUGGAUGAUGAUGGCCGUGUCUUGGAAGUACAUCAGUUGAAACAGAGGAUAUUCAAAGGGGGUAUCCACCCAAAUUUGCGGCGUGAGCUUUGGUGCUAUCUGCUAGGCUACAGUGAGUGGAAUGGGACCUACAUUCAGCGUGAGGAGAGGAAAAGGGAGCGAGAGAACUACUAUUUCACCAUGAAGCAGCAGUGGAAGACCAUAAGUGAGGACCAAGAGAAUCGCUUUACAGGUUUCAAAGAACGAAAGAGUCUCAUUGAGAAGGAUGUCAAUCGAACAGAUCGCAAUCACCCUUUCUUUGAGGGUGAACACAAUCCCAAUGUCACACUCCUUCAUGACAUCCUUAUGACAUAUGUGAUGUAUAAUUUUGAUUUGGGAUAUGUACAAGGCAUGAGUGACCUUCUUGCUCCUAUCCUCUAUGUGACACAGCAUGAAGCCACAGCUUUCUGGUGUUUUGUUGGUUACAUGAACAUGGUGUACCGAAACUUUGACAUGGACCAGUCUGGCAUGAAGCAGCAGCUGAUGGAUGUCCACCAGAUUGUGCGAGUUGUGGAUCCAGAGCUCAUGUCCUAUCUGGAAGUGCGAGACUCAGCCAACUUUUACUUCUGCUUCAGGUGGCUCCUGGUUCGAUUUAAGAGGGAACUGAAUUAUGCCAACACCCUAAGGUUGUGGGAGGUUUUAUGGACUGGCCAACCUUGUCCCAACUUCCACUUACUUGUUGCGGUUGCCCUCCUAGACACAGAGAGGAACACCAUCAUGGAGAACAAAUUUGGCUUCACUGAAAUCCUAAAGCACAUCAAUGACAUUUCAUUACGGAUAGACUUAGAAGCCACUCUCAAGAAGGCAGAGGCAAUAUACCGCCAGAUCGCAUCGUCUCCAAAUGUGCCAGACAGUGUGCGAACUGUGCUUGGACUCCCAAAGCAGGAGAAACCUAAGGCAGCGCAGCCACAGCAGACAACCAAAAAGGGUACUGAUGCUGAAGCCCAACCAGAAAGUAACAUCAGUAGUGGCGAAGGAACCGUAGCUACAGAUGGAGGUGGUGGUGGCCUGGUGAGUGUUGUGAGCAGCAUGAUUGGCUCAGCUGUGCGACACCUGAGUGGGGAUGACCUGAGCAUUGUUACACUGGAUGGGGCUACUGAACAUGAGCAGGAGAAGCAGUUUGAGGCAGCACUCAGCCAUCAGUUCGUGUAGGGUAUUAAGGCUGCCAAAAACACUUUGGUAUAAGUAAAAGAGCUAAAGCAAAUGCACUAUUUGAACACAUGUUUAUAUGUAAAUAUGAAGAUUUUCCAGUGAUAUGUUUUUCACAGUGGACUUUUUUUCUCGGACAAUUUUUUACAUGUAUUGUAUAGGAUAUUGUAACUAUGAAAUUGACUGAUGUACUUUUGUGAUGAGAGAAACUACUGUGACAUAACUUUACUUGUAUUCUUUUAUGGUAAAAAGAAAGACAGGAUGAAUGAAAGUAUAGA